Exophiala bonariae is the source of this 2463-nucleotide messenger RNA. It is a transcript of the gene CDC48, whose product is annotated as AAA ATPase cdc48. Gene Ontology annotation, cellular component: VCP-NPL4-UFD1 AAA ATPase complex; nucleus; cytosol. The coding region runs from base 1 to 2463 and encodes 820 amino acids. The record is from RefSeq and is a predicted model, not a curated record. Lineage: Eukaryota; Fungi; Ascomycota; Eurotiomycetes; Chaetothyriales; Herpotrichiellaceae. Gene Ontology annotation, molecular function: ATP binding; ATP hydrolysis activity; polyubiquitin modification-dependent protein binding. Gene Ontology annotation, biological process: retrograde protein transport, ER to cytosol; autophagosome maturation; mitotic spindle disassembly. The transcript has 5 exons.
AUGUCCGCAAAACCUGAAUCCUCCCAACCCAAGGGGAAGGUGAACCUACACGAUGCCUCUGGCGCCGAGAAGAAAGAGGAGCUCGACACAUCCACAGCCAUCCUCAAGAAAAAGAAGAAGCCAAAUUCCUUGAUCGUCACAGAUGCCACCAACGAUGACAACUCAAUCAUUGCUCUAUCCAACAACACAAUGGAAACCCUACAACUUUUCCGAGGUGAUACAGUCCUGGUCAAAGGAAAGAAGAGAAAAGACACAGUUUUGAUCGUCUUGGCUGAUGAUGAUCUGGAUGAUGGCUCCGCUCGAAUCAAUCGUGUCGUGAGACACAACCUGAGAGUCAAGCACGGCGACAUCAUCACCGUCCAUCCUUGCCCAGACAUCAAAUAUGCUAAGCGCAUCGCAGUGCUCCCCAUUGCCGAUACAGUUGAAGGAUUGACUGGUUCUUUAUUCGACGUUUUCCUUGCUCCUUACUUCCGCGAAGCCUACAGACCUGUUAGACAAGGCGAUCUAUUCACCGUCCGUGCCAGUAUGAGACAGGUCGAAUUCAAAGUCGUCGAGGUCGAUCCUCCCGAGUACGGCAUUGUUGCUCAAGAUACAGUCAUUCAUUGUGAAGGUGAUCCAAUUCAGCGAGAAGAUGAGGAAGGAAACCUUAACGAGGUCGGAUACGACGAUAUUGGAGGUUGCAGAAAACAAAUGGCUCAGAUUCGAGAGUUGGUCGAGCUCCCUCUUCGCCACCCACAACUUUUCAAGUCCAUCGGUAUCAAACCUCCACGAGGCAUUCUCAUGUUCGGUCCUCCCGGUACCGGUAAGACAUUGAUGGCCCGAGCUGUCGCCAACGAAACCGGCGCCUUCUUUUUCCUCAUCAACGGUCCAGAAAUCAUGUCCAAAAUGGCUGGUGAAUCCGAGUCCAAUCUCCGCAAGGCAUUCGAAGAGGCCGAGAAGAACUCUCCUGCCAUCAUCUUCAUUGACGAAAUUGAUUCCAUUGCACCCAAGCGUGAAAAGACCAACGGUGAAGUCGAGCGACGUGUGGUUUCUCAAUUGCUCACCUUGAUGGACGGCAUGAAGGCUCGUUCCAACGUGGUUGUCAUGGCCGCCACCAACCGACCCAACUCAAUUGAUCCUGCUCUUCGUCGUUUUGGUCGUUUCGAUCGAGAAGUCGACAUCGGCAUUCCCGAUCCUACCGGUCGUCUUGAGAUUCUUCAGAUCCACACCAAGAACAUGAAAUUGGGUGAAGAUGUUGAUCUUGAAUCCAUUGCCGCUGAGACACACGGUUAUGUCGGUUCUGAUAUUGCCUCUCUCUGCUCCGAAGCCGCCAUGCAACAGAUCCGUGAGAAGAUGGAUUUGAUUGAUUUGGACGAAGAUACCAUUGACGCUGAAGUGUUGGAUUCGUUAGGAGUCACCAUGGACAAUUUCCGAUUUGCUCUUGGUGUAUCCAAUCCCUCUGCUCUUCGUGAGGUGGCUGUUGUCGAGGUUCCCAAUGUUCGUUGGGACGACAUUGGUGGAUUGGAGAAUGUCAAGCGCGAACUUAUCGAAUCCGUACAAUACCCCGUCGACCAUCCCGAGAAGUUCCUCAAGUUCGGUCUCUCACCGUCUCGAGGUGUUUUGUUCUACGGUCCCCCCGGUACUGGUAAGACUAUGCUUGCCAAGGCGGUAGCCAACGAGUGUGCUGCCAACUUCAUUUCAAUCAAGGGUCCCGAACUCUUGAGCAUGUGGUUUGGUGAAUCUGAAAGCAACAUUCGAGACAUUUUCGACAAGGCACGUGCGGCAGCUCCCUGUGUGGUCUUCUUGGACGAACUUGAUUCAAUUGCCAAGUCGCGUGGUGGAUCUAAUGGUGAUGCUGGAGGUGCAUCUGACCGAGUUGUCAACCAGCUUCUGACAGAAAUGGACGGUAUGACAUCCAAGAAGAACGUCUUUGUCAUUGGUGCCACCAAUCGACCUGAACAACUCGACAAUGCCCUUUGCCGACCUGGUCGUCUUGAUACUCUUGUCUAUGUUCCUCUUCCCGACGAGGCAUCUCGUGCAGGUAUCCUACGUGCGCAACUCAGAAAGACACCUGUGGCUGAUGAUGUCGAUAUUGAUUUCAUUGCCAGCAAGACUCAUGGCUUUUCUGGUGCCGAUUUGGGCUUUGUCACUCAACGUGCCGUCAAGCUUGCCAUCAAGCAAUCAAUUGCUUACGACAUCGAGAAACAAAAGGAACGUGAAGCUGCCGGUGAGGAUGCCAUGGAAGACGAUGGCGAAGAUGAUCCCGUUCCACAGUUGACCAAGGCACAUUUCGAGGAGGCAAUGCAAGCAGCACGAAGAUCCGUCAGUGAUGUCGAGAUCCGACGAUAUGAAGCCUUCGCCCAGGCCAUGAAGCAAAGUGGAGGCAGUGCUUUCUUCAAGUUCCCCGAGGCUGGAGAGUUGGCAAAUGCCGCCAACGGCAAUGGAUUUGGGGAUGCUGGCAAUGAUGACAGCUUGUACGACUAG